Molecule: messenger RNA, 4033 nt
Organism: Calypte anna (Anna's hummingbird)
Lineage: Eukaryota; Metazoa; Chordata; Aves; Apodiformes; Trochilidae
Gene: MAP7D2
Product: MAP7 domain containing 2
Exons: 18
Coding region: 146-2389 (747 amino acids)
Biological process (GO): microtubule cytoskeleton organization
Cellular component (GO): microtubule cytoskeleton
Source: RefSeq, a predicted model, not a curated record
CCAGUCGCCGCUCCUCCUCCCCGCCCGCCGCACGGUGUCAGGUGCCGCGGGGGCGGGCAGUGCGCCUGUGCGGCGGCCGCUGGGCGCCGCGGAGCAGAGCGGAGCGCCGGCGGCAGAACUCGGAGGUCGCCACCGGCCGAGGAAGAUGGCGGAGCCGGGGGCUGCGCGCAGUUACCCGCGGGCGACAGCCAUUGAUGGAUUUCUGAAAACUGACGAGAGGCAAAGACUGGCAAAGGAGAGAAGAGAAGAAAGGGAGAAAUACCUUGCUGCUAGGGAGCAGCAGAUACUCGAGAAGGAGAGAAGAGCAAAACUUCAAUAUGAAAAGCAAAUAGAGGAGCGAUGGAGAAGACUGGAGGAACAGAGGCAGAGAGAGGAGCAGAAGAGAGCAGCUGUGGAAGAAAAGAGGAGACAAAAGCUUAAAGAGGAGGAGGAACGUUUAGAAGCCAUGAUGCGCCGGUCCCUUGAACGCAGCCAGCAGCUGGAACAGAAGCAGAAGCGAUGGUCUUGGGGAGGAGCACUGGCUGCAGGCUCAGGAGGGAGAGAUGGUGAAUCAGAAAAUACCCCACCCCCUGUUCUAGGUUUAGCUGCCAACACCCUUCCUCCAGACCCUGUGACCUCUACUGCUCCUGCUGAUUCCUUCAAUGCAUGUGACAAACUUUCAGCUUCUACAAUGAAUCUGCCAAAGCAAAUGGAAUCACCCAUCCAUAAGCGCCUCUCCGCCUCCACAGCAGCAAUAACACAUUCCCCUGACAGAGCUCACCGCAUGCAUCUUAGUCCAAUGGAAAACUUUAUUGUUUCUCGACUGCUGACUCCCACACAGUCAUCCUUAGCCAGAAGCAGGAGUACAUUAAUGCUUUCUGAGCAGUACAAUAAUCCAGUAUUCCAUAUCUGUCCUCGUGUAGCACCAUCUAGUCCUCUUAAAUCUCCCUACAAGCCUUCCCCCACCCGAAGCACUGAGAGAAAGAAGGCGACUUCACCCUCCACUUCUGAUGCCAUGAAAGGAGCAGCUGUAGCUGAAGUUACUCAGACUGAGAAGGUAAAGAAAGAGAAGCGACCCACAACUCCAUCAUCUGGUAUGGGAUCUCCUCUAAGAAGGGCCGAUUCUCCUGCCGCCAUGUCCAGAAGAUCUGCAUCUCCUGCAACUCCUAAGGCAGUCUCAAAGACUUAUCCUCAGUCCCCUAAAAAUGCCAAACAAUAUCCUGCUUCUCCUGUGAAGCAUCGUGCCACUUCUAAUCUCAACCAGGAAACUCCUAAAAAGAAAGCAGACAAGGAGAAAGAAAACAUCAGUAAUCAGAAAUCCCCAGGAGCACGCACUGAUGAUGCAGGUCAGGUGGCUUCUGAGAAGCUUGUGCCUUCUGCAGGGAAGACUGAAAAUAGUGAAGGGAAGAUCACAGCAGGAACAACUGAUGCAGAAGAAGCCUCCAAAAUUCUGGCUGAAAAAAGACGACAGGCCCGCCUGCAAAAAGAACAAGAGGAGAGGCAGAGACAGGAAAGAGAAGAACGGGAGAGGCUUGAAAGAGAAGAACAGAAAAGAAAGGCAGAAGAAGAAAGACUUCGUGUAGAGGAAGAGGCACGUAAGAAGGAGGAGGAAAGAAAACGUGAAGAAGCAGAAGCUAGAAAAAAGGUGGAAGAGGAAGCCAGGAGAAGAGCCGAGGAAGAACAAAUCCUAAAAGAAAAAAAAGAAAAGGAGCUCCAAGCUAAACUUGAGAAACAGAAGGAAGAAGCAGAUAUGAAAGCCCGUGAAGCAGCUGAGCAGCUUCGUCUUGAAAGGGAACAAAUCAUGCAGCAAAUUGAGCAAGAAAGGCUGGAGCGGAAGAAGAGAAUAGAGGAAAUAAUGAAAAGAACAAGGAGGAGUGAAACACCAGAAAUAAAGAAGGAAGAGCCAAAACUGGAGGUACCAUCAAUUCUGAAUGUGGAAAAGCAACCAAAGACCCUUGUUCUCAGCCAGCCAGAGAUCAAUGGAUUGGCAACCUGCCUGAAAAAUAAAAGCUUAGAAAGUGCUGCGUCUGUAAUCCCCUCCCAAGAUGUAGUUGCUAAUGGACUGAAGUCAGUUGCAGGACUUAUUCAGCUGGAGGCUGUUGAUGGGAAAUCUAACAGCAUGGAAGAUUCAACAGAUGAGGUUCAGUCCAUGGAUGUGAGCCCAGUUUCAAAAGAAGAACUUAUCUCUAUCCCUGAAUAUUCACCCAUGAAUGAACUUAUGCCUGGGGUUUCUUUGGACCAAAAUGGGACAAGUAACGCCAAGGCUCUUGAAGAUCUCUUGGAUUUCACAGGCCAAGCUGCAUACUCCAAGAUGUCCAGUGACACCAUUAGCCUAGAUGACUGUAACAAAAACCUGAUCGAGGGAUUUAACAGUCCAGGACAGGAAAAUACACUUAAUUCUAUCUGUUGACAACCUCACUUUUCAGUAGAACCGAUAAAGAGGUAGCAAUUUGUGGAGGAUAUGUAUCCCUGUGAUGCUACUGGCAGUAAAAUAUAAGCUUGUCGCUUGAAAAAGUUUCUGCAGUCCUUGAACACUGGAUUUCAAAUAAUCAGAGCUGAGUAUAACUUUGUCUUCCCAGGGAAUAUGUUAAAUAACUGGCUGCUUCUGUCAGUAACCAGUGAUCUAGAGCCUCAGUAGUUUCCGGGAAGACUGAGUGUGCAUUAGAAUUUGAGCUUUAGCUGCUAACAAAGCACUUAUUUUUUCCUUUAAUGUAAAAUUCAUCUCAACACUUCACUGUGAUUUUUACCUGUGCGUUUUAUUUUAAAAUGAUUCCUCCUUAAGCUUUAUCAUAUAUCUGUUUAGACAUCUUUUUCUUGUAAAUAAUUAUGAGAUUUGCCACAGUGCAUUGAAAUGAAAAACUACUCUGUUCUUCAGUUUUGUGCCUACCUUUUUUUUCUUUAAUAAGGAUUUACUGGCAACUUUUAUGCAGGUGUAUAAUUCAAACCUGUAGCUGAAGAGGCUUGAAAAUAGACAGCUGCUGGAAUCAAAAAGAGCCUUCUUACUGACUGUGGAGUGUGGGAGUUACCCUGUUAUGGUUAUGUUGACACUUUUAGUCACUAGUGGCACUUACUGGUUAAUAUUAAUUAGUCUGGGAGCAACAAUCAACUAUGUGUUUUAAAACAUACUUAUGUAACACCUGUAAAAAAAAAGUAGGCAAAAUGCCUAGUGUAAUCCCUUAAUACAUAUAGUAUAGCUGUAGUAGAUACAAGUUGAGUGGUCGGGGGUUGAGGUAACAUGUUAAUGUUUGACAGUGCAGACACUUGGUUAGUAUGAGCAGGGUUUCUAUCAUGUUGAAAAUUAUUUAGGUUUCCUGUAGGCUCAACAAACCACGAUUCAAUCAGCAGCAAAACAAUAUGCAAAUGUUGCAGCAGAAAUACAAAGGGUGAGACACAGGGAAUGUUGCUCGCACCCUUGACAAUUCUCUAGGAAUCUGUAUGGAAAAAUUCACAUUGAGAUGUAUAAUAUCUAUGUGCCAUACAAUGUUAACUUUAUUUCUGUUGGUGAACUAUGAUAACUUGAUGCUAAAUCAUGUGCUGCUUUGGGAACACUUUUGUCCAAGUUCCUUAUAAAGAAUAAAUUAUAAAUACAACUCGCUUCAGACACUAACACAAACAAAGUGAAAACUUGGACGGGGGGGUGUAUCUUGAUUUUUUUUUUUUAUUUCACAUAUUAAGGAGUUCACAGUGUAGCUUGAGCUCAGUUGUAGCCCCAUGCUAGUGCUUUUUAAAGCCAGCAAUGGGAAAGUAACCAAUGACAUUAUGUGUGAUGUAUAAAGAAAACGUAACUCCAACAACCCAGCUCUAUUUAUGUUAGCGUACUCCAGAGAAAUACUUUAGCUGUGCAGUAAGCUGUAGCAUGGUACUGUGUCUUCCAAAUUAGUCCUUCAUCUAUUUCCUAAAUAGUAAACAAACAAAACCAGUUUGUUUUGACGUGAUACCUUGUGUUUGACAAAUGUCACAUUAUAUUUUAUUAUGGUGUCAUUGUAGAUUUCUGUAUUUGCAUGACAUGUAUAGCAUGUAUAAAGGUGAAAUACAUUUUCAUUUAUGAAUCUAA